AUGGUUCCAGAACAGUUCAACUUCAACGUUAGCCUAAUCUUCUACGCUGCUGCGUCUCCUGUACCAUUGCUGCGCUAUACAACAUUACUUCUUCAGCCGUCAUACGGCACCUUACAGUAUUUUAGGCGUGAAAUAUAUAGUGCCUUAGUAGAUCACUUCUUGCACCUUCAAAAGCUGCAAAUGCCGGAUUCAAGCAAAGAAAAUGAAGGCAAAAGCAACGGAGCAAGUCUCAGUAGUGGAGUCUGUCCGGAUUACACUAAAGAGGAGAUCGUCAAUCUACAAGCCGCAAAUCGAAGAAAAAUUCUUGGAGAGCACAAUUAUCAGUGUGGUAGUUGUGAAACUACAUUUGCCACAAAAAGAAACCUACUGGAACAUAGUAAAAUCGAACACCCAUCCCGAAGAGAAAUCUCGUGUCCCUUAUGUGGAAUAUCAAUCAAUGACCACCAUGAUCUUGUAAUAUACGCAAACGAAGCACACGCUGCAGGCGACCGGACAUUCAGUGUGGAAACCAUCAGCUUCAACAGCAGAUGUGCUUUUCAGGACUGGAAGUAUGCUCUAGAGGAAGAAGAGACAACGAGGUUCGAGCCGAGCCUGGCCCAUCUUAUAUGGAAAAGUGCACAAAUUCAAAAAAAAAAGGUCACGUACUGCACAGCUUACAUGAAGCCGAGUCUUACAUCUACCGUAAUGGGUAAAAUGUCAGAACUUUGCAAGAAUGCGGAUCGUGAUGUCUUCUUCAAUAACUACGCUUCUCUACUGUGCCUAUUGCGACAAAAUCGCGAAGAAAGUAUGGUUCAGUACUUCGAGCGGAACUGGAGCCCACGAAUUUGCGAAUGGGCAGGAUACGUACGGAGAACAUCCACUGUAAACACCUCUAUGGCAAUUGAGCGCUUCCACAGAAGAUUGAAACUUGAAUUUAUUCAAACGAAAUUGAGUAUGGCCAGGAAUGUUCGCGAAAGACGGCACAGACUUGCAGAGCAGCACAAGAGGCAUGCCAGUGCAAUUAAGAUGUACUGUGAUGGACACGUUACAUCCGAUGUAGAAAGCGCUGGAACUUGGCUAGUAUGCGAAAGAAAUCAUACAUACCGCGUUGAGCAGAUGCCAUGCGAUUGUGACGAAAUUCUUAACAACCAUUGCUACAAUUGCAACGCCUGCGGAUACGGUUUCAAAUGCACUUGCUUGGAUGACCACACAGCCGGCGUUUCGUGCAUUCAUGUGCACGUGGCACUCGUUUACAGUCCUCAAGGACUGGUGACGUAUUCGCACAUGGUAGAAGGAGAGAUUGUUACUGCCACGGAGUCGGAUGAAGAAGCCGACACGCCGGCGAUCUCGGGAACGGAAGUCCGGGACAGCGCCCUCAUAACAGAGACUUUGGACACAUGCAAAGAGCUUGUACCAGCGAUCACUGCUGAAAUGGCCGCGAUAAGAAUGAAGGUAAUCGCACUCUUGAAGGAACCGGACGACGACGUAUGUACUUAGCUGAUGAGUGUUAAAAGCCAGCUCGAAGACAUCAACAACAAUUUGAGAUAUGAGGGAACCACCCUCGCAAGGUGAUUAGACGCCAACCCAAGCGGGAGAAUACCGAAAUUUAGAGGAAUACGACUAGUAAGGGUGAGUUCCAUUCAACGAUAAUGAUAAUAGACAAGGAUGCUGAC
Cylicocyclus nassatus is the source of this 1652-nucleotide messenger RNA. The record is from the annotation of a GenBank genome assembly. Lineage: Eukaryota; Metazoa; Nematoda; Chromadorea; Rhabditida; Strongylidae.